AUGACUGCGGACAACAAAACAGCAGUGGCCGAAUUUUUUCUUCUGGGGUUUACAAACCUUUCUGUUUUUAAAUUUGCAUUGUUUGCUCUGUUUUUGAUAGUUUAUGUUGUUUCACUGGGUGGUAACCUGCUGAUUAUUACUUUGGUUUUAUUAAGCAAAUUGUUCCAUUAUCCAAUGUACUUCUUCCUCAUUCAUUUGUCUUUUUGUGACAUUUUAUUUACUACAAAUGUUCUACCAAACAUGAUGCAUGUUAUAAUAAGAGAUGGCAGUAGUUUAUCCAUCGCCAGCUGUGUUACCCAAUAUCAUAUUUUUGGUUUCUCUGCAAGCACAGAAUCAUUCCUCCUAAUGAUUAUGUCUUAUGACCGCUAUGUAGCCAUCUGCAAUCCAUUACGAUACAAUGCAAUUAUGAGUUCGAGUCUACAAGUCCUUCUUGUUAUGUCAUCUUGGUUGCUAAGUUUAACUGUGACUUUGGUUUCACUCAUCCUUGUAUGUCAGCUCCAGUUCUGUGGGCCAAAUGUGAUUGACCAUUUCUUCUGUGAUAUUGCUCCACUUCUGGAAAUUUCCUGCUCAGACAUUUCCAAAGUAAAAUUGGAAAUAUAUGUGUGUUCUGUGCCUAUUGUACUUUUCCCAUUUCUGUUUAUUAUGGGAAGUUAUAUUUCUAUAUUUUUAAGUAUUAUACGGAUAUCCUCCACCUCUGGAAGACAGAAAGCCUUCUCUACCUGCAGUUCUCAUCUGAUAGUUGUAUGCCUGUACUUUGGGACACUCUUUGCUGUAUAUGUUGUACCAAUGGACAAAUCCAAUUUGAACAUAAAUAAGAUCUUGUCUUUGCUAUAUACUGUCGUCCCACCAUUGUUCAAUCCUAUUGUGUACAGUCUUAGAAAUAAGGAGAUUAGGACAACAAUAGGGUCUCAUAGCAAACGCAUCCAAUUUGAACAUAAAUAA
Messenger RNA from Pseudophryne corroboree (corroboree frog), 942 nucleotides. Its product is annotated as olfactory receptor 5G29-like. The coding region runs from base 1 to 942 and encodes 313 amino acids. The transcript has a single exon. The record is from RefSeq and is a predicted model, not a curated record. Gene Ontology annotation, biological process: G protein-coupled receptor signaling pathway. NCBI's taxonomy places the organism in Eukaryota, Metazoa, Chordata, Amphibia, Anura, Myobatrachidae. Gene Ontology annotation, molecular function: G protein-coupled receptor activity; olfactory receptor activity. Gene Ontology annotation, cellular component: membrane.